Messenger RNA from Dictyostelium discoideum AX4, 2643 nucleotides. RefSeq lists its product as hypothetical. The coding region runs from base 1 to 2643 and encodes 880 amino acids. Gene Ontology annotation, biological process: autophagosome assembly. The transcript has 2 exons. The record is from RefSeq and is a predicted model, not a curated record. Lineage: Eukaryota; Evosea; Eumycetozoa; Dictyosteliales; Dictyosteliaceae.
AUGAUUUCUUCAAAAAAUAUUGAAAACAGUAAAAAAGAGAAUCAAAAUAAUAAUAGUAAUAAUAAUAAUGGAUUACAAAAGUCCCAAUCUCAACCAACGACACAAUCGACACAAAGCACAAAUGAUUUAUCUAACAAUACCAAAGCAACAAGUUUUAUUACCUAUUCUACUGUUAGUAGUGCUUCUUCUUUUGCCAAUGUUGGUAUUACAAACCCAUUUCACAAAAAUGAUAUAAAAAGUAAUCAUUUAAUAGAUGAAAUAACAGAUCUUCGUGAAGUUUUAAGAAAAUCUGUAAUUGGACCAUUAAGUAGAGAAAUUAUUGGAAUUUAUCAACAACAAUUACAACAACAACAACAACAAAAUCAAAUACAUGAUAGUAAUAACAAAACAUUAAUUGAUUCUAAUAAUAAUUUAAAUAAUGAUGAAUACGAUGAUGAGUAUGAUGAUUGUGAUGAAGAAGAAGAUUAUGAAUUAAAUAAAAGUCAUAAUAAUAAUAAUCUUCAACAAUCACAACAAAAUGGAAACGAAGAAAAUUGGAUGAUUAAACAACAUCUUUUAUUAAAACAGGAAAAAAAUAAUUACAAUUCAAAAAGUCCAUCACUUUUGGGUUCUUCAUUAAAUAAUAGUUUUGAUAAUCGUGCCGUUUUAGGCAGAACAAUUAGUGUUUCAUCUUUAAAUGGUGGUUUAUCUUCUGAUCAAUUCUUACAAGAAAUUGAAGAAAAAUUAAAAUUGACUCAAACAAAUAAAGAAAAUAAUAUUAUUAAUAAUACUAUUGAUUAUGAAAAUUGUAAUGAUAUUGAUAUUGAUCCAACUUUGGAUUAUAAAUCACCACCUUCUCAAUUAAUAAUUUCAAAUCAUCAAACUCCAUUAUUACAAAUUUCAAGAACACUUUCAUCAUCUUCAAUUAUUAAUAAUACUAAAAAUAAUAACACUAAUAAUAAUAAUAAUACUAAUAACACUAAUAAUAAUACUAAUAAUACUAACAAUACUAAUAAUAAUAAAAACAAUAAUAACACCAAUAUAAUUAAUAAUGAUAAUAAUAAUAAUACUGUUAACAAUAACAGUACUAGUAAUAAUAAUAAUAAUAAUAAUAAUAAUAAUAAUAAUAAUAAUAAUAAUAAUAAUAAUAAUAAUAAUAAUAAUAAUACAAAUAAUAAUGAUAAUGAAAUUUCAAUUGAAAAAGAAAAAAUAGUUGCAAUUAUUCAAGAUUAUCAAAAAGUUAAACAAGAAAUGAGGGAUCAAACACAACAAAUUCAAUCACUUGAUGAGCAAUUAAAUGAAAUGAAAGCAAAUUUAGAAUUAAAGAAAAAAAAGAUUUCAAUGUUAAAAAAUCCUUCCAAUAUUGUGACAUCAUCACCAAUAAUUAAUAAUAGCUCUUCUAUAAAUAAUAAUAUCAUUAAAAAAGGUAAUCAAAGUCCAUAUUCUGCUUCAAUUUCUUCUCCACAAAUACCAAUUCCUCAAAAUAAAUUUAAUAUAAAUAAUAAUAGUAAUAGUCCAAUAGUAAAUGGCAGUAGUAGCAGUAGUAAUAAUAAUAAUAAUAGUAUUAAUAAUAGUUAUAAUGAAUUACCACCAUCACCAUCAACAACAAAUCAUAAACCUCCAAUUGGUAAAUAUAAUAGUUGUGGUAAUUUAAUAUCAUCACCAAAUCAAAACCCAAUUCAAAAUCCAAUUCAAUUAUCUUCAAGUGGUGGAUCAUAUAAACAACAACCCCAACCCCAAUCCCAACCCCAACAACAACAAUCACCAAAUUUUAAUAAAAAAGAACAAUUAAAUAAUUUAGCACAAAAUUUAAAUUUAAAUAUUGGUAAUUUUAUUAAUGAAGAAGAUUUAAAUCAAAAGAUUUCAGAAGUUUUAGCAACAGCAAAAUAUAGAAUUGAAAGAAUUCAAUUUAAAAAUAGGGUAUUAUUAACAUCACAUCUUCAUAAUUUAAGUACAGAAAUUCAUCAAUUAAUUGAAAAACGAAUAACAAAGAAACAAGUGAAUUUAGAAUUGAAACAAAAUGCAAAAAUAGUUGCAGAUUGUGAACAAGUUGGUAGUACAAUUAUAAAUUUCCUUCAAGAGUUGAUGAAUCAAAAAUUGGCAAUCGAUGAACAAGUUGAAGUUAUUGUUAAAAAACGUAAAAUUAAAUCAAAAGAAACCAAGCAAUUGGAAGAAUAUGAAAAAAGAAAAAGAAAAGUUGAAUCGGCAAUUGCAUUUUUAAAUAUAGAGAAACGUUCAGUUAGAGAAUUAAGAGAUAGAUUCGUAUCGGUUUGUAAUGAAGUAACUAGGCUAUACGAAUCUACAAAUACAAUCGAAAGGGAUCUAAGUAAAUGGGAUGUAGAAUUGGAAAGAAUUUAUCAUCAAACUCGUGAAGGCUUCUAUUCUGAUUAUUUUAAACUUCAUCCUUUAUUUCAAUCAUGUUCUCAAAGAAUUAAAGAUCAUUAUCAUACAAAACAAGAUUUAAUUAGAGAGUUGGCCCGUCGUGAAGCUGCUCGUAUCGCUUCAGAAAUUUAUAUCUCUGGUAUUGUUCAAAUUUUAGAAUGUGGUCAUGAUUUAAUUACUGAUGAAAGAAUGGUUGAUGUUGCAAGAGUUAGAGGUUUAGAACAUCAGGUUCAUAUGUUAUACCAUUCAUUACAUGAUGCUCAAGUUAAAAGAUUUAAUUAA